UGGUAUAUUUUUUACAGCGUGUUCUGGCGCACGUUGGAAGUAAAUUCUAAUUUCAAUUUAAAAUAUAAACAGAAUGGAGUCAGAUGGCAAUGCGAAACGCAAGCGACCCAAAAAGAAGGGCAAUCGCUUCAUGCGGAACGCCAAGGGAUUCGCCAAGCAGGGGAUAUUCGGCCGGGGCACACACAUCGACGAUGAGCAGUUCAGCUACUUCAUUAACAUUCUGGACGCCAUGAAGGUGGGAUUCGAGGACGUGGAGGAGCGAGUCAACAUGGCCAACAAUGUGUUCGAGCAGACCCACGACCAGGAGAUCCACCUGGCCUCCAAUCAGAUCGUUUCCAAGGCUCUGGAAUCGCUGGUGGGUUUCGUAGACGACGUCCAGUUGGAGCGAUUCUUCAGCAAGUUUGGCGAAAGCUUACGCCCCCUUUGUUCCGAUCGUUUCGCCUCGCACGUCCUGCAGAAAAUGCUGGAGAUUGCCUUCCUGCGGGGAGUGGGCAAGUCAGCUGUCCAGGAAACCAGCGAUGCAGCUAGUGCCAACAAGCGGGCCAAGCCGGAUGCCGCCCAGGUGGAGGAGGAGUACAACCUGGAGGCGGAAUUCAGCGAAGAUCACCGCGAGAAGUGCCGGCAGUUCGUGCUGCGCAUCUCCAAGUUCAUGCUGAACAACCUGGAGGACUUUGUGUGGGACACCUGCGCCAGCCACAUCAUGCGCACGGCCAUUCUGUGCCUGGUGGGCAUGCAUGUGCCCAAGAUCGCCUUCGAGAAGGGCGGCACUGAGAUCGCCAAGCACCGGAAGCUCUACUCGGUGCCGGAUGAGUGGCAGGAGGUGAUGAAGGAGUUCCCCCAGCGCCUGGAGAUGUGGCCCCAGUUCACGGACUUUCCCUACCAGGAGCACUCUUCCAGCCUGCUGGGCAUCAUCUGUUUGGCUUUGAGUGUGGCGGACAAAAGUCUGCUCAAGCAUUUUGCCAAGAAAAUCUUAACAGUCGGGCUGUUGAAGCCAAAUGAAGGUGACGAGGAGAAAAAGGACUUGGACGUCAAGAUAGAGAUCAAGGACGAAGAGGAUGAGGAGAACGCUGAGAAGAAGCCAACAGAUCCCAACUUACCGAAGGUCUUCCAUCAUCAGACCUCUGUUAUUCUGUUAGAAACUAUUUUGAGUGUGGCGGGAGCCAAACUGCUGACCCAGCUGUAUGCCAUGCUCUUCUGCAACCGCAUCGGCUAUUUAGCUCGGCAGCAGGGAACGAACUUUUCUGUCCAGCGUCUCCUGCAGCACAUCAAGGAGGUCUCGGACUUCGAGGCCGUCUUCACCGAACUCCAGCCGCACGUGGAGGAGCUGCUCAAGAUGGGUUACACCGGCGUGGUGUCCGGACUGAGUGCAGCCUGUCUGCGACUGGGCACCAAGCAAGCUCAGAUGAUAGCCGCCCUGCAGAGUGCUCUGCAUGUCAGCGGCGACAAGGAGAAAUCCAAGCUCUUCUUCAACUGCCUGGUGAAACUGAAGCCUUUUGAAGUGCUUGGCAGCGAUGAGUCGGGAUUCGUUCAUCUCCACGGGUCGCUCAUCGCCCAACACGUGCUGCAGUUCAACAAGCCCAUCUUCCUGGUCAACUGCAUCCUCGAUCUGCCCGCCACCCAGCUGGCUCAGGUCUUCAACACGCCCAAUGGCUCGCACAUCGUGGACGCCUUCAUGCAGAGCAAGUUCAUAGGGGAGAAAUCCAGGGAGCGUCUGAUCCGCCAGCUGGAUGGCUUCUACGUGGACUUGGCCAUCACUCGACAUGGCUCCCGCGUCUUCGAACAAUGCUUCAAUGCCUCCCAGGAGGCGCAGAAGCUGCGCAUGGCCAAGGAGCUUUUCGCCAAGGCAAACAUGCUGAAGGGAUCGCCGCAUGGAAGGAUAAUCUACACAAAAUACCGCCUGGAUACAUAUAAGCUUUCGCCCAGCCAGUGGCAGGAGAGCUUGUCCAAGCACCUGGACGCAGAGCAGCCAAAGGAGGCGAAGCGGAAAACGGCCAAGACAGCCGCCGAAGCUUUCAAGGAUAUACUUAGCUAGUAUCUAGACUGUGUAUACUAAUAAAUAUUGUUAAAUCUGAA
Molecule: messenger RNA, 2073 nt
Organism: Drosophila takahashii
Lineage: Eukaryota; Metazoa; Arthropoda; Insecta; Diptera; Drosophilidae
Product: nucleolar protein 9
Biological process (GO): endonucleolytic cleavage in ITS1 to separate SSU-rRNA from 5.8S rRNA and LSU-rRNA from tricistronic rRNA transcript (SSU-rRNA, 5.8S rRNA, LSU-rRNA); endonucleolytic cleavage in 5'-ETS of tricistronic rRNA transcript (SSU-rRNA, 5.8S rRNA, LSU-rRNA); ribosomal small subunit export from nucleus
Cellular component (GO): 90S preribosome; nucleolus; preribosome, small subunit precursor
Molecular function (GO): RNA binding
Source: RefSeq, a predicted model, not a curated record